GACCUUUGGGAAGAGGUCGGAGGUCAGGGGUGAUCUCGGGGAAGAUGGCGGCGGCCUGGCAUGUCUCCCCCGCACCGCGGCGGCCCGGCCGCUGUCACCAGGCCCCCGGCUCCAUGAGGGGUUGAGCCUCCGGCUGCGAGGGUGUGAAGGGGGCGGGGAGCCCCGGGGGCUGCGGCCUCCUCCCGCUGCCGCGGCGCAGGGGGUAUUUGUAGAGCACCAGUCACUGAAACAUUUGUGUACAAUUCUAAGCAUAAAGAGAAAAAAAUAGGUGCUGAGACCCAUAGCCAUGGUGUCAUGGAAAGGGAUAUACUUCUUACUUGCACUGUUCUUGGCAAGUUUUUUUGGGAGCAUUUUCAUGCUCAGUCCUUUUCUACCUUUGAUGUUUGUCUCCCCGACCUGGUAUCGCUGGAUCACAGACCGCAUCGUGGCCACCUGGCUCACACUCCCAGUGGCUUUGCUGGAGAUGGUGUUUGGUGCAAAGGUGGUUAUAACAGGUGAUGGGUUCAUCCCCGGAGAAAGAAGUGUCAUCAUCAUGAACCACCGGACACGAAUGGACUGGAUGUUCCUAUGGAAUUGCCUGCUGCGAUACAGCUACCUCAGACUAGAAAAAAUCUGUCUCAAAUCCAGUCUCAAAAGCGUUCCAGGAUUUGGUUGGGCAAUGCAAGUUGCUGCCUUUAUUUUCAUUCAGAGGAAAUGGGAAGAUGACAAGAACCACUUCGAAAAUAUGCUGGAUUAUUUCUGUGACAUUCGUGAGCCACUGCAACUCCUCAUCUUUCCUGAAGGAACUGAUCUCACAGCCAAUACCAAAGCCCGCAGUAAUGAAUUUGCUGAAAAGAAUGGACUCCGGAAAUACAAAUAUGUCUUGCAUCCACGAACUACUGGUUUCACUUUUGUAGUAGAACGUCUAAGGGAAGGUCUUCGCUGUAACCCAGAGACAGAAAAAACAGAACAGUGAUUAGGAAAUAUUGACCUGCUAGCCUUAAAAUAUUAUAUUUAUAUGAGUAGAAUACUCUGAACUUGCUAAUGAAUCUUUGUGAAUUCUACCAUGAUUUUGAGUUUUCAGUUGUACCCUGAAGCUCUAAUCAGUGGUAAUUGUCAUAGAAACUGUCCAUUGUAGUGUCUAUAUUUAUCUAGUUCUCAAAAAUGUUUCCUAUAGGUAAUAACCUUGAUGCUAUCCAUGACAUAACUGUGGCAUACCCUCAAAACAUUCCGCAAACAGAGAAGCACCUUCUGAAUGGAAACUUCCCAAAGGAGAUACAUUUUCAUGUCCAUAGGUAUCCAGUACAGACUCUGCCAACUUCCAGGGAAGAGCUGCAGCUCUGGUGCCAGAAGCGAUGGGAAGAGAAAGAAGAGAGACUCCAGUUGUUCUACGAAGGUGAAAAGUACUUUGAUGUAACAGGGCGAAGCAUAAUUCCACCUUGUAAAUCUGAGCUCAGGGUCCUAGUGGUUAAAUGCAUCUCGCUCCUGUACUGGACAUUGUUCACACUAGGUAUGUUUGUGUUGCUGUACUUGUACAGCUUUGUGCGAUUGUAUUGUGUGACUGCAGUUGUCAUUUUUGUUGUGCAACAAAAAAUAUUUGGUGGGCUGGAAAUAAUUGAACUUGCAUGUCAUCAAUAUUUUAAUAAACGACAGAAUGGAUAUGGCAGGAAAACAGAAUAACAAGUCUAGUGCUGUUAUAGGAGAGGGAGGUAAAGGAUGUUUUUGAGACUUACCACAGACUUUGUAAACAGGGAAGUGUUUUUGCAUGAAAAUUGUCUUUUUUCUUUUUUACACUACCGCCAUUAUUUGUUAAAGGUAUUUUGCACUUAUUCUGUGAAAAAGAAAUACUAGUUACUGCUAUGUGUGAAAACUAUCGUUUUUAUCUUUGAAUGUAAUUUCUAUAUUGCUCUUGCAAGCAGCUAGCAACUGCUGCAUACUGUAGCUAUGAAACAACUUGCUGGAUUAUUUAACAAUCAUUAGGAUGUUAAUAAAUGUGAGGUACACCGAACUUUUUAAAACUGCAGAUCCAAACUGUUCAGCUAAGGGAGACAGAUCUGUGAUUCCUGUACAAUCACGUUGGCCUAAACUAAGCACCAGACUUGCUCAUUUAGCAACUAACAUGUGUGCGCACGUGCAGUCCUAACAUUUUCACAUUUAUUUUAAACCCUUUUCCCACACACUUCCCCAAACAGGACUGAGCAUACUGCUACCCAACCCCGCUGAAAAAGUGAGAAACUAAAUGGGGAUUCUAACUUGGGUGUGUCAUGUUGUGGUGCAGGUAGGGCCAUCCACUCUGCCCCACUCUGACUCUAAAUUGACUUUUUUGCAAGACCUACAUUUCUAGGUUUGGCUCCCUCAAUGUGCUGUAUGGCCGUCACCUAUGUAAUAGCCCUUACCUCUGGGAGACUUCGAGUUGGUCCUUCUGCUGAAGCAAAACCAGCUGGGGGCAUGUUGCAUUUGCUAAACAGCGAGCAGAUGUUAACAAUUUCUCUGUAUAGAAGAAACUUGUCUGAAAACAAUACAUCUUUUUUGGAGAAAGUGAGAGGUCUUUUAGUUGAAGCUGCUACUUUGGCUUUUAAAAUGUUUUCUUCGUCGUUUUAAUCUUUAAUGUCUACAGUAGGAAGACUGCUUUUUUCUGUUUCCACAUCAGUGUGACCCUCUAAAAUUCAGCCAAAGCCACAGUUAGUUAUCUCCAGUUAUAUGGCAAGAGAAGUGUCUCAGCCUAUCAUAGCACAGGACAAGCUACACUAUUUCUCUUCCCAAACACAAUAUCCUUCUUGACUACCCAAUCACGUCAUUCCUCUUCUACUCAGGCCACUCCUCUGCACAAUCUUUCACUGUUUAGACUCUCCCAUUGAAAAUUUAUCCACGGCCCUCUCCUUUUAUGUGGCAUUGGUGGAAAGUCAGAGAAAUCAAAGGUUUUAGGCCUUUCAGACCCUUACAAGGUAGCGGAUGCUGGAUUUUUUGAUGGGGCUGGUUCCUGUCAGAUAAUAGGAAUAACAUUCAUGGCAGCAAAGUAUAUGGAAUAAACAAUUCCAGCACUUAAAUUCCCCUGCCUGACUUUGGCGGUCAACCUCAAAACAAUGUAUUGCUUUGUAUAUUCCAGUGCCACAGAACACCCCUUACUUACUAAACUUGCUGCACAAAAGACUUCGAAAAUGCUUGUCUAUAUCAAGGUAGUCUGGCUCACUAUGUGGAGUUAUAUUACUUCGAAAUCUAGACAUGUGCAAUCAAGAGUUUGUCAUGUAUAAAGCAGAACCACUCAAAUAUUGGUUCAUCAUUGCAGACAAAUCAUUUUUCUUUUAAAUCUCAAUACUAGGCAUGUUCUUCAAUGCGUUUGAAUCUAGGGCCACUGUUGGAUUAAAUUGCCUACCUAUAUUUAACUAUCCCUUCCAAGGUGACAGCUGUUUUUAAUCCCCGCUCAUAGCGACUAAUUAGUUAUUAUGCACAAGUACUUGAAGCCAUCUGUUUUACUCCAUGAAUUUUUUUAAAACCUUUUUUCCUUUCUAAAAAUGGCUUCUAAUUGAGGCUUAAGUCUCCUAACAAACUUCCUCUUGUUAUAUUUAGAAAUGCAUGAAUAAAUAGCUUGAUGGCUGGCAUUGCAUUGUCAUGAAUGCAGCAGAAAAGGAAGGUCUUUCUACACUUUGGAAGGGGGCGAUGUUUUUAAUGCAGUUCUAUUCUAGCAAAAAUAUGGUUGCUGGUUACAUUUACAUCCCAUCGUUUUCUUUAAGAUAACACUCAAUUUUGGUCAACUCCCUGCACUUCCAGCUAUCUCUCAUCCUGCAAUGGGAAAAAAAAGUCUUUUUUGUCUAAUUUAAAGGCUUUUUACCUGUCCAAGACUUGGGCUCUUCAUUCAUGCCUGUAAUAACGAUUGCCUGCUCCUAGAGCCGUAACGUAGAGCCCGAGUGAGGAUUGCAGAGCGCAGACUUCUCAUCAUUAACACACAGAUCAGCUGCAUUCCUUUCUGCCCUUACAUGAACUUUGGGAUGUCUUAAAGUGAAUCAGAAACCUAAGCUGGAGUCUUGUUCGCUCCCAUUUCUACUAUGUUUUUUAAGUCUAUUUUGUUACAGAGUUAAAAACUGUUCAAAAUUCUAACAUGAAACUGUAAUGGAUAGUGGCCUUUAAAGAGACACUAUACAUCCCAUUGAGGCCAAAUCUGUAAUAUACCCUUAAUGUGGGAACCAACCUCCAAAUUGUAACUUGAAUUUCUCUCGUGUAUUCACCAUUCUUUUUUUUCUAUUAUUAUUAUUUAUUUUUAUGAAGAGCCACAAGUUUAGUGGCAUGUAAAUACUACAUGUUAGGAUUGCCUGACCCAACAACACAGAGCUGCACAAGUUAAGUAAAAAAAUUUCUCACAAGCGGAGUUGAACUCACUUCUGAGGCUGAUGUACAAACGUGGAAAUUAACCAGAAACCCACAUCUAUUUCCAGAUCAAUUUGAGAUGUAAAAAGGAGAGAUUGUUUGGAGCCCAGGUAAUAAAAAAAGAGAAAGUUGGUAGGAGGCAGGAGAUGCGUUGCUCAAUAGAUUUGAUCAGAAAAUGGGGAAAACUCUUUGGGAAAAUAUUCAUUUUCCACUUUUUAUUGAAAUGUCACUUUUAUCUGGCCAACUUCCAAGAGAUGUUUUUUUCAUUCCGCCUUGUUUGUUUAGUUGAAACUCCACACACAAAAACUGCCAGACCGCUCUCUUUUUAACAUCUCUUUCCUUUGAAAUGUUUCCAUUGCUGCUGGAUUGGAAGGCUCUGGUGCUCUGGGAAUCAAACACACUGAUCUUUCAAGGGAAGCAUAUUGGCAGCAAGAGACCUCUCACUUCAUUAGCACAAUUUCUCAGAGCUACCGUUCUCUUUCCUCCCAAUAGCUAUGCCCUGUGCGUUUUACCGUCACUCUACUGGCUUAACAUGUCUGUUAGAUAAUACAUUUCUUGAGAUAAAUGAUGUGCUUAACCUGCCUUUAAGGGUGCUGUUCAUUUUCCUUAGUCAAAUGUUUCCUUAUCAGAAUUAUGGGUCUCUUUCUCUUCGCUCAGACAGAAGGUUGAACUGUUCAGUCUGUGUUUGUCACCAAGCUCAUUCAUCAGUCUGAGACUGAUCUUUUUUGUGUUGAAUGUUAGUAACAUGGGAACCAUUCGUGGGUCUGUAACGUGUUGUGUUGAUCAUACUAAACGUAGUCUGUAGUUCUGUGCACUACACCAAUCUCAGAUGUUUCCAAAAAGGAAUCUGUGUUUUUAUAGCUUCAUUUUAUAAGUACGUUGUAUGAAAACAAAUACUGGGAUAGAACAAAUCUACAGAAUAGCCUUAGUUUUCAAAGUCCACCGAUACGUUAGAAUGUUUUAGCCAUGUAUCUGUUACUUUCUGUACAGAAACAAUAAAGACUUAGUGCAUUUA
This is a messenger RNA of Chelonia mydas (Green sea turtle), 5356 nucleotides long. RefSeq names its product lysocardiolipin acyltransferase 1 (gene LCLAT1). Gene Ontology annotation, molecular function: acyltransferase activity. Gene Ontology annotation, cellular component: endomembrane system. The transcript is spliced from 7 exons. The record is from RefSeq and is a predicted model, not a curated record. NCBI's taxonomy places the organism in Eukaryota, Metazoa, Chordata, Testudines, Cheloniidae. The coding region runs from base 287 to 955 and encodes 222 amino acids.